Achroia grisella is the source of this 6073-nucleotide messenger RNA. It is a transcript of the gene Golgin97, whose product is annotated as golgin subfamily A member 1. The coding region runs from base 279 to 2165 and encodes 628 amino acids. Lineage: Eukaryota; Metazoa; Arthropoda; Insecta; Lepidoptera; Pyralidae. The transcript has 14 exons. Gene Ontology annotation, cellular component: Golgi apparatus. The record is from RefSeq and is a predicted model, not a curated record.
UAAAUUUUGCUUGCAAUUAACAUUAAAUUUUGUAAUAAUAAAAUUAUAUUAUUCGACAUUUUAUUCAUCAUCAUUCUAUAAAACCGUGCUACGUAUAAAUAAUUAUUAUUUUAUAUUGUUGUAAUAUUAAACCAUUCCAUAUUUUACUUUAUACAUUCUAUUGAUCCUAAUGAAUAUCUACGUGGUUGCCCACUGCGCGAAGUGGUUUAAUGUAAUGUAUUAAGUUUCAUCAGGACACGUUUAGCUGUAACCAUCUCAAAACUAAGACACAAUUAGCAAUGUUUGCUAGUCUAAAAAGUAAGAUCAAAGAAGAAACCGGUAGCGACUUAAGCAAGCUAACGAGUAGUUGGCGAAAUGGUGCUUUCUUGGGCAGAAUCACACUCAGGGAUGAUUCGUCUACAGCAAGUCCUUCCAGUUCAGGGGGACCUGGGGACUCCACUUCUGAUUCAUUAUCACCACAAUUGGAGUCAUAUUUAUCGGAUCGCACUGGUGGACAAUUAGACCAAGCAGCACUACAUCAACAGUAUUCUGCACAGCUGGAGUUAAAAUUGAAAGACAGAGAUGCAUUUUGGGAAAAGAAAAUUGAUGAGUUAAAGCUCUCUCAAGCUUCUAUACAAGCUGAGGAAGCCGUAGCUGCUCAAGCAGUAGCUCGAGCAGCCCAAGCAGAGGCAGCAAAAGCUAUAAGUGAGCGUGAUAUCGCCGAGAAACAAGUGAAUGAUUUGCGGGCGCGCCUCGCCGCCGUAGAGCACGCACAGGACAGAUUAGAUGAGCUUACAGAGGAGGUGGAACAGAGCCGCCGCACGUGGUCGCAGGCGGCGGCGGCGCGGGGCGCGGCCGAGGAGCGCGCGCGGGACCUCGAGGAGCAACUCGCAGUGCUGCGCGCCGCCCUGCCGCCCGACAACCCCCUGCACCACAUGCACCCCCAGGAUAAACGUACGAUACAGCCGACCGGCUGUGAGGAUUUCGACCGAAUCUGCCGCGAGCGUGCCGUGUUAACACGGCAACUACAAGAGGCCAAGAUGGCGCUCGCCGACGUAAAAACGUCGUGGAGCGGACAGAUCGCUUCACUCGAGACUCAGGUGGCCCGUCUAUCGCGACAAGCGGGGGAAGAGGGGGCUGAGAGGAGAAGAGUGGAGACCGAAAAGAGAGACAUGCAAGAGAAACUAGUCAAUUUGUCGAUCGAGUUAGAGAAAACCAAACAAAACUUGGUCAAUAGCGAAGCUAAGGUGGUGCGAUUGAACGGCGAGGUGCACACACUGGCGAUGGAGGCGAAGGCGCUACGGAACGCCGCCAACCAAGCAGCCGAAAAGACGAUGGAUCUUGAAAGUCGUAUAGAAACCCUGGUAGAAGAGAACAAAGAGCUGUCAUUGGCAUUGGAGAAUGAGCGGAUGCUGGUAAGGAUCCUGAAGGAGAAAGUGGACAAAUCAAAUCUGUUAUCUGAUGAGCAGAAAGCAGAAUUAAACCACCUCAAUUCUCUGGUGACCGAUAUGCAGCACGACUAUUUAGAUAUGCAGCGGAAGUAUGACAAGGAGAAACGGGAAAAAGAUGAAGCCCUACUUCGCAACGCCCACAUGUCUCAGUCUGUAGAGAUGAGCCAAUGUAAUGUGCGCUAUCAGGAAUCGGAAAUCAGCGAGUUAAAAGUGAAAAUAACAGAAUUGGAAUCACUUAUAGCACAACACAAAGAGAAUCAAGCCGCAUGUAUGUUGAUAAAGGAAAAUGAAGAAACCCGCAAGACUGAGAUAGAACAGCUGAAGAAGAGAAUUGACGAGUUCACCGAAAGUGAAACUACGUUUAAAAAGACUAUAGAAGACUUUGAAACUGAAAUCUGUGAUAAAAAUAAGAAAAUAAAAACCUUAGACAACAGAAUAUCUGAUAUGAAGAAAACAUUGCAACGCGAAUUACAAAGUAGUAAAUCAGAUCUCACGUCAGCGGAGGAACAGGAUAUUAGUAGAAAGUACUUGAAGCACGUGGUGCUGCGGUUUUUGACUGCACGUGAACUGGAGGCGCGGCAGUUGACUCGCGCACUCGCAGCCCUACUGAGACUCUCCGCUCAUGAGGAGGCGCUUCUUCGCGCUACACUGCAGCCUCGCUCCGGGAUCGCUGCCUGGUUUCCCUCUUUCUCUUCGAUCUCCACUCUGCCCUCCCUUCCCUCUCUUAAUACGUGAUCGCCUGUUCGCAUCACGCAGUCUCCAUGUGGUUGCGCUCGGGCCUAACCAUCUGGUACCUCGUUCUCCUAGCUAUCCACACUGCCGUUCUUUCCCUCCUUUGACACGUGAUUGCUGUUUACCCUCGCUGCUUUACCUCAAGACAGGAUCUACCACUACAGUCCUUACUCUGCAUUACGUCCCACUGAAAUCUCACACCAGAACUACCGCUUGCAUGAUUCACAUGGUUGAUCUUGUGCAUAUUGCAAUAUAGCAUCAAUGUUUGUCAAAAUUUAUAAUUACAAAUAAUAAUUUAUAUUUACAAAUAAUAGCUAGUGACUGCCACAAAUUCAGUAUGUAAGCACUUGACAUUUAGGGUGCGGUGAUCACCAUUCUUGGAAUCGUAAUAAAACAUAUUAAAGUUAUCACCCUAAAUACUAAUCGUAGCUCUCAAAGCUAUAUUUGAGAGAAGAGGUGAGAUUUAUACCAUGCAAUAAGUUCAUGUACAACAUAGUUUAAUACGGCGUAAGCUAAAAGUAGUAUGUCAGUAUUGAUGUUGUGUCAUUCGUUUCCUAUUCACGUAUAUGAUAAUAAUUAUACUGAUAUAUGAAAACCUAACUAGAACAACUCGAAUUGUAUUUUAUAUUUUUAUAAAAAAUUCCAAAUAAGUUAUUAUCGCACGGAAUUGUCUAACUACAAACAUUGUUUGUAUAUUGUCCUAGUUUAAGAAGUGAUGUAAAUAUAAAUAAACAUCGCAUAAUCGUCCAACACGAAAAUAUUUUAAUUCGAUGAAAACUACUUAUAAAUUAUAUACCACAAGGUAUUAAUUAUCGCAUAGUGCAAUACGGUCGUUGUAAAUUAUAUUCUAAAUAUUAUGAAUAAUAUAUAUUUAGUAUAGCGAGUAUUAUAAGAACCACGAUAUGUUAUCUGUGAUUUCACUAACAAAUAUUUCAGUUUUUUUUCUUAUUUAUUGUUUAUUAUAAAUUAUAUAACUGUGACACGUGGCUUAAAUUAAACUGGACUUAAAAUAAACAUGAAAGUAAUUGGGACUGAGAACAAAACAUUAAUUUUGUUCUAGUCAAGCAUUAUUUAUAUACUAUAUUAGAUCAGAAAUGUAUUAGGCAGCUUUUAGACCGUAUUGACUGCAUCAAAUCAAUAAGACAAAUACUUUAUCAAUAUAACAUGACAUGUUGUGUCAUACAGGCUGAAAACUUUUAUAAAAAAACCACAGAACAAUAAAUUCUGAUGAGCGAUAAAUUUAUUAUUUAUUCAUAAUUACUUUAAAAAAUUUGCUGAAAUUGUGUAUUAUAGUUUUCUAAGUAGAUACGUAGAUGCGCAAGGCAUACAAGCUUGUCUAGAAGUGUACUUGAGACUUAAAACGUUAGAUUUUUUUAUUUAUUUCAUUGUUAAUAUUCUCAGAAUAAUGACGCUUUUAUUAGUAGUGAUUACGUUGAUGUGGUAUUUAGUAAUAUUAUAGUUACAUUAUUAUUGUAAACAUAUAUAGUUAAGGUUUAAUGAAAAAUGCCUUAAUAGUUACUAGUCAUUUUUCAAAAUCAGUAUAUUUUGUAUGUACAUUUUUUUUAUUUCACAAUCAUUCCAUAUUAUAGAUUGAGAUUAAGAAUAUUUUAAAGAAUUUUAUUCAUGUUGAUUGAUUUCAAAUUUGGUUUGGAAAAUUUGAUGCAAUUUUGUGUGAUAUUUGCACGUUGUUCCGUAAUUGACUAUAUAUUUCCAUAAAAAUUGUUUGUAAAUAAACCGUUGUAAAUUUCAGUAUAAAUUUCACUUUCUCUUUCCCAUUUCUCUGAUUUUAUCUAAUAAAAUACUAUUUUUUCUGAGUAUAUUUUUCACAUAAUAAGUACAAUAAAUAUAAUAUAUAAUAAUUUGUAUUAUCAUUAUAAUAAUUUAAUAUUUAGUAAAUAAAUAUAUAAAAAAAAGCGCGAUCAUUAAUCUUUAUGUACACACAAAAUAUUGCUUGGUCGUGUUUAAGAAUUUACAAAUUUAUUGGGUGCUACAUACAACGCGUGGGCUAAUUGUGCAUGUAAAUGUAAAUCGAUUCGUGUACAUAAUAUAAAUUAUUAAAAAAAAUAUAUAAACAAAUAUUCAAACGACACUGCCCCUUUUUGAUGUUUAUGUUUGUUAUUACGAAAUAUGUUGUUUUUAUCAUCAUUGGAAUAAUAUGUGGAAAAAGUGUAGAAUCAUCUCGAAUUUAUCGAUAGUCGUUGCAAUUAAUAUUCAGCAGAAAUACAGCAUAAUUAUUAUUUAUUUAAUAACUAUUAGAGCAAUAUUAUAUAAUUAUAUAUAAAUGUAUGUAGUAUAUGUACGUAAAAUUGCUGACUAAGGGACCGAAGAUGCAUGUUUUCAUGCAAUGUUUUAAUGGUUCAAAGUUACAACAAUUUUAAAGAGUGUGAACUUAUUACCACUUAAUUAUUACAGUUAUAACAUUAACCCGUUAUAUUACUGAAAAGUUACACCGCUUUCAAUUAAUAAUAUUCAAAUGCGAAUCAAUAAUAAUUUCUAUUUAUUUAAGACUAUUCUUGUCUUAGUUCCCUACUAUAUUAUACUCGAAGUAAAAAAUACAUAAAAAUUUAAUUCAAAUACUUUUAAGAAUGGGUUCGAUUCUACUUAUUCUUAUAUGCUAUUUUUCAAGACGGUGUUACUUCUAACUGAAUUACUAAAACCCGAUUACAACAAGAAAUGGUAGCGGUCCCUAGGUGGGAUUAAAUACUACUACUUAAUUAAGUACUUCAUUGUUUUCUCAGUCAGAAAUUAUCUACGGGUAUUUUGUUGAACUAUUUGUUGCUUUACUUUCGUAGUAUGUAUAAUUUAUAUUUUUGAAUGUAUUAUUAUGUUUUGAUUUGUUACAAUAUUUUUAUAUUUUCUAUUAUAUUGAUGACGGGAUCUAAUAUAAGGUACAAUUUCAUGAUGUACCUAUACAAGAAGUAAAAAUGCAAGAAUUCAUAAAUAUUUUGAACAUAAUAUCUACAUUUUGUACACAAUAUCUUUGUAUGAAACAUAAGAGGGAAUCAAUCCAUAACAUCCCACUUUAAUUAUGUUCCUACACAACCAUCCAAUCUCAGAACAUAAUUCAAAUAUACCACACAGAGUGAAAUGUUUUUCUAUGACAAUGUUAGUUAUCGGCGUCAGUGUCAAUUUGAUGGCAGUUGUAAUAUUUUUGUAGAUAAUUAUGAGAUCUGACUAAUGUGUAUUGAAUCUAGUCUUAGCCUGUUCGAUAAAUACCUAUAUUGCUUUUAGAUAAAGAUUUUACAUCGCUAUAACAUGCAAUGUUAUAGCGACCUUAUAGAAUUUUAUUUUUGUUGGAAUAAUAUUUUUGCUUAUUAGACAGUAUUAUUAUUUAAUUCAAAACAUAUUCUGUUGAUAAUUAUUAGAAUAUUUAUUUGAAUGUUACAUUUAUUUUGUUUGUGUACUGUAAUAAUGAAAUGAUGGAAUAAAUUUAAUUAUACGAAAAAAAAUUGUAUCAUUUUACCUACUUAUUCUCUUUUCCGUGCUAUUACUUGCCUAGACUGAUCUACUUUACAUUUUACGUUGUUUGUAUCUGAUUAAAUUUAGGUCGCCCGUAUAUGUAAACUAACUUUCUAAUUUACUGUUGGUCAGGUUAAACAAAGAUUACCUACAUAUUAAUAAAUACAUACGUAUUUAGAAAACACCCAGACUGAUAGUAAUACUUAUGAAUACAAACUUUUAUAGUUUUGUACCAUGCUAGGAAUCGAACCGGGCACCAUCUGAAGAAAGACAGUUUGCUAGACGCAUCGCGGCCGUAAUAUACUAGCAACGUAUUAAUCUCAUAUUUUUUGUUCAAACGGUUAUCAAAUUAUUCCGUUUAAUUUUAAUGUUUCAAAAUUAACACAAAACUGUAUUGAUUUGAAAUUAAAAUUACAUUCCAGAGCUAACCUGCAAAUAAUUAAUCCUUUCUU